AUGAUGGACUUUCAAGGGUCAGGGCUGCCUCGGUCAAAAAACAUCUCCGACGCCAGACACCCAAAACGUCGUCGACUCUGCGACAACUCCUUCGAAGAGGUCUUGCCAUACCCGCAUGCCGUAUCCAAUCCAGCCCUUGGACAUCAUGAAUAUGAUUACACCGAUCUCGUCGUCGUGGGCGAGGAGGAGACACAGGUGCAGUGCAGCUCGCGAUGCGAGAGCAAUGUUGAGGCUUCGUCGAUAAACGUUACGGAUGAUGAAUUGCUGGAAUGUUGCUACGGAAUGUUGUCUAAAAUCUGUGUACGACUUCGACAUCCUUCAAACGUGCCAUUACCAUCCCAUCUUCCCGUUACCUUUCGAGCCCCCAACACACUUUCCUCACUGAGCAAUGCAUCGGCAGAGUUCGAAAUACAAUCCGAUGUCCACUCAAAGAUUCUGAGUGAGCUGCAUGGUCUGGAAGAUGUUACAACACAGAUGUAUUGCUGUUCAAGUCUCGAGCUGCCACGGCAAUCCUUCCCACCCAACGCCAAAAGAAGAAGUGGUAAAAUAUCUCGGGUAUGGCGCUUGAAUGUGAUCAUAUAUGGAAGUGUGAUGGUGGAGGAUGUUGUCGGUCAAUAUCUGUCCAAAAAUCGAAUGUAUCUGCAGGAUCCUGUCGAUUGUGAACGCAACGUUUUGUACAGAAACCCUCAUAUGAUAUCAACGGAUGGAGGGAUAGUGAUGACCGAUUCGUUCAUGACUCCGCCAAUACCAAUUGAGGUUGAACGUCUGAGCAUUGGGCCUGACUUACUGGCACAAUUGAUGGCAGAACAGACUUCUCUACCGGAAAUGGAACCUCCUUCCACUGUAACUACCGCUUUGUUUCGCCACCAAAAACAAGCGUUAACAUUUAUGGUUCGGCGCGAACAGGGAUGGGACUUGAAAAGCACGGGUGAUAUAUGGAUAGAAGAGGAUAGCGAACCGGGCUGCCGCAGUUAUCGAAAUACAGUUAAUGGAUGCUCUCGGACUAAACCGCCACCGUGCUUUCGUGGGGGCCUCCUCGCCGACGACAUGGGGUUGGGCAAGACCCUCAGCAUGAUAUCUCUGAUUGCGACGAAUCAAUAUCUAAAGUCCCCACCCUAUGGCAAUUCUGCAUACGAAAAUGAGUUGUGCCAUAAACUCAAGGCUACCCUCUUGAUUGUGCCUCCGCCUCUGAUUCAGGCGUGGCAAAAGCAACUUAAUAUGCAUAUUCGACCGGGCACUUUUCAUCUACACGUGUACCACGGCCAGAACAGAAAGGAGAUUGAGAAGUUGCAACAUUGUGAUGUUGUAAUUACAACUUUCCAAACAUUAUCUUCGGCUUGGAGGAAGCAAAGGCUUCAAGUUGUGCAGGACCCAAUAUUCUCGGUCACAUGGCAUCGAGUUAUUCUUGACGAGGCCCAUACCAUCCAAAAUGCCCAGAGUCAGCUUGCUCAAGCGUGUUGUGCGCUUCAGGCUGAGAGACGGUGGGCAAUAACUGGCACCCCGAUUCAAAACAAGCUCACCGAUUUUUCGAGUAUCCUCAAAUUCCUUCAAGUAUAUCCAUAUGAUGAUCAGAAGAUUUUUGAUGAGGAGAUAUCACACCCAUGGCACCUAGCUAACCGGGAAGGCUUCCUAAGGCUCAAAAGUUUGGUGCGAGCUAUCACUAUCAGUCGGACGAAGACUGUGAUCAAAUUGCCUGCUCGGGUGGAUGAGAUUCAUCAUCUCGAGUUUUCUUCUGAAGAGAGCGAUGGGUAUAAUGCUGCUAAGAAAGAGACCAUUGCUUUAUUCGAAGAAGCAAUCUCUUCUAACAAACAGGGUGGCAAGACCUUCAAUGCCUUGACGCGCCUCAACUUCCUACGAAUCUUCUGCAACCUUGGCCUUUGCGACGUGUGCGACUCUUUCUAUUCGAAUAUAUUAGAUGGUUCUGCGCUGUGUACUCAGUGCGGCCAGGCUCUGCUCGAAGACUUGCUUGAAGGAACGUCGCGUCCUGAUUUCGACUGCUCGCCCAACAUCACCCGCAUGCCCAGUCUCUGCGAUAAUUGCAAAUCUGAUUCGAGUUCUCACCAGUCAGGUCUAACACCCUUCUUUCAACGCGAGCAGUCUGAUGUUUCUGCGGCGUCAAGUGCUCCUUCAACGCCAAGCAACCAGACACAAACCCUUCUGCCAUUGGAGUCGAUCCCGACGAAAAUCAAAGCUCUUGUGGCCGAUUUGUCUACACAUUGUCUCACAGAAAAAUGCGUUGUCUUUUCAUUCUGGACAUCGACUUUAGAUCUCGUCCAAUAUAUGCUCGAUGAGAGUGAAAUUAUUUACACGAGGAUCGACGGGAAGAUGUCUUUGGGGAAGAGAACAGAAUGCAUGCGCUUGUUUCAGACGGAUGACACCGUCCGGGUUAUCCUCGUGUCGAUUACCUGUGGUGGCGCUGGGCUUGACCUGACAGCUGGGUCUCGAGCCUACCUUCUUGAGCCUCACUGGAAUCCGAUGAUCGAGGAGCAGGCUCUCUGCCGUGUUCAUCGAGUGGGACAGAAGCGGGAGGUUACCACAGUUCGCUAUCUCAUACGGGGUUCAUUUGAAGAGCAAGUUGUGGAAAUCCAGAAGCGGAAGAAAAAAUUAGCUGAAGUCACAUUUGGGUCAGGACAGAUGUCCGAGGAUGGCAUCAACUUAGGAACUCUACUGGCAAGUCGAUACCUAAAAUCUGUUCUCGAAUGA
Molecule: messenger RNA, 2703 nt
Organism: Hyaloscypha bicolor E
Lineage: Eukaryota; Fungi; Ascomycota; Leotiomycetes; Helotiales; Hyaloscyphaceae
Exons: 12
Coding region: 1-2703 (900 amino acids)
Molecular function (GO): ATP binding; ATP-dependent chromatin remodeler activity
Source: RefSeq, a predicted model, not a curated record